GUGGUGGGAGGUAGUCGCCCCCCCCUUGCUCUCUGCGGGCGGGAGUGUUAGGUCGGACCGCAAACGCCAGGGUCGCAUCCCAUCUAGCGGACGCCUGAAGGGUGUCCUCUUAAGAUUGCUCGUCGGGAGCCUAACACAGGGCAGAUAGCCACUCAAGAAUACACCAUGAAAAAUACUGAUAUCAAGAGACUACUGUAUACCCACCUUUUGUGCAUAUUCUCAAUUAUCCUAAGCAUCUUCAUCCCAUCAUUCUUCUUGGAGAACUUCUCAGUAUUGGAAACACACUUGACUUGGUUGUGCAUCUGUUCUGUUUUCGUAACUGCUGUCAAUCUAGUGUUAUAUUUAGUGGUGAAACCAAAUACAUCCACUAAAAGAAGUUCAUCACACAAGGUAACCAGAUUUUUGAAAUGCUGUAUCUACUUUCUUAUGUCUUGUUUCCUCUUUCAUGUAAUUUUUGUUCUGUAUGGAGCGCCAUUAAUAGAGUUGGUGUUGGAAACAUUUUUAUUUGCAGUUAUUUUGUCUACUUUUACUACUGUACCUUGUUUGUGUUUGUUAGGACCGAACGUCAAAGCAUGGCUGAGAGUUUUCAGUAGAAAUGGAGUUACAUCCAUUUGGGAGAACAGUCUCCAGAUCACUACAAUUUCUAGUUUUAUAGGAACAUGGCUUGGAGCCUUUCCUAUUCCACUCGAUUGGGAAAGACCAUGGCAGGUAUGGCCCAUCUCCUGCACGCUGGGGGCGACCUUUGGCUACGUGGCUGGCCUUGUUAUCUCACCACUCUGGAUAUACUGGAAUAGAAAGCAACUUACAUACAAGACCAAUUAAUUGGAACAAAGGAAGAAGUUGGGGUUUUUGUUUGUUUGUUUGUUUUUUGUGCAGAUCCCAUAAAGACUGUGCAGAAAUGUAUAUGGUCUAAGCCAGGCAGUUCCAUCUAUAGCACUGUUUUUAUGUAUUACAUGAUGUGAUUGUAGCUUUUUAAACUAUGAAACCCCUGAGAGAUUGUACCUUCUAACUGAAAUAAAGUAUUUAUAAUAGAUUGUGACUUCA
Molecule: messenger RNA, 1044 nt
Organism: Phyllostomus hastatus (greater spear-nosed bat)
Lineage: Eukaryota; Metazoa; Chordata; Mammalia; Chiroptera; Phyllostomidae
Gene: PIGF
Product: phosphatidylinositol glycan anchor biosynthesis class F
Exons: 7
Coding region: 166-822 (218 amino acids)
Biological process (GO): GPI anchor biosynthetic process
Cellular component (GO): endoplasmic reticulum membrane
Source: RefSeq, a predicted model, not a curated record